This is a messenger RNA of Amaranthus tricolor (Joseph's coat), 901 nucleotides long. RefSeq names its product CRIB domain-containing protein RIC7-like. Lineage: Eukaryota; Viridiplantae; Streptophyta; Magnoliopsida; Caryophyllales; Amaranthaceae. Bases 212 to 901 code for a protein of 229 amino acids. The transcript is spliced from 5 exons. The record is from RefSeq and is a predicted model, not a curated record.
UUUCAUUAACGUUUUAAUUUCUAGUCUUGUCCAAACUCCAAACACGACAAGUUUUCCUCCAAUUAUAAAUCUUUCUUCUAUUUAUUUCAAGACAAAAAUUUAUUGUUUUCGUUAUAUGUUCGCUUACAGUUUCGCUUCAAGUUAGCUGCAAUGGAUACAAAAGAUUGAGAAAACAAAUUUUUACGUGAUUAUUUCAUUGUGUGAGAUAAAGAUGAAAGGCUUAUUGAAGAGCCUCAGAUAUAUUUCCCAGAUUUUUGAGGAUGAAGAGGAAGACAAGGAGAUACAAAUAGGGUUUCCAACAGAUGUUAAGCAUGUAGUUCAUAUUGGUUGGGACGGUCCAUCUGAAACUUCACCAAGUUGGAUGAAUGAGUUUGAAUCCCCAGCACCUGGAAAUGUAUCAGCUCCAGUACAAGUCAAUGGAGUAGCUAAUUCUACUAGUAGGGAAAUCGAGGACCUCGAUACUAUGUCACAAGAUUCAUCUUCCACAAAGAGAAGUGUUGUGAAAGAGUCUCCGGGGCGAGAUGUACCAGGUUUGCCAAAAUCAUCAAGACGGAGAGCAUCAUGGGACAACAAUAGCAUAGGUUCAGCUGAUUCCCCGAUGGGGAGUCCAAACCACAAGACUAAGUCCUCCAGAAGGCGUCAAAAACAGAAGGAAAGCAGCAGUGGUAGCCCACGAGGAGAAUCAUCCAACUCACAAGGCCUUCCUAACAUACCGAAGAAAUCUCGAAGAAAAAAAUCCAAAGAUAGUGAUGGCUCACUCAAAUCUUCUUUGAGGUCUAAAGGUUCAAAGAACGGGUCAAGGCACGGUUCUGAUGAUGGGUCAUUGACCAAGCAAUAUAACAAAGAGGCUAAUUCAAGCACGAGUUUGCCUUCACUCAAGGAGGAGGAGGUGAAGUUGUAA